Messenger RNA from Morone saxatilis (striped sea-bass), 2267 nucleotides. Its product is annotated as cysteine protease ATG4D-like. The transcript is spliced from 11 exons. NCBI's taxonomy places the organism in Eukaryota, Metazoa, Chordata, Actinopteri, Moronidae. Gene Ontology annotation, molecular function: protein-phosphatidylethanolamide deconjugating activity. The coding region runs from base 223 to 1617 and encodes 464 amino acids. The record is from RefSeq and is a predicted model, not a curated record.
CAGGAAGUGAGUGCACAUUUAUUACGCUGCUCCUUUCUAACACGACUGCAGACUGUUUGUGUGUCUAUGGUUUGAUAAACACACCGACUCCUGCAGUGGAGUCCAUCCAAUGACUUACUCUGAUCAAAGGAGACACAAUGACGGCUCCCGAAUGAAGGUAAAAGGCUGCUGCUGUGAAAAGGAGCAAUUCUUCACGCUCUGUCUCUGUCAUCUCCAGUUGUUAUGAAUCCCAGCACCUCCUCGGCUCACUGCGUGGGCCAGUCUCCUACAGAUGAUCUAAUGGAUGACUGGCUCUUACUCUCUACUGAGUCUGCUGGGCCUCAGCACCUGGAAGUGAGCAGGGAAGACCAGGAGGGAGAGGACAGAGGCAAAUUCAAAUCCAAGUUGGUCUCAGCAUGGAACAGCGUCAAAUAUGGCUGGUCUUUGAAGCAGAAAUCCAAAUUCAGCAAGAGCUCUCCUGUGAUCAUGCUCGGACAAUCCUAUGAGCUCAAGGAUCAAGGUGAGAGAGAGCGUUUCCGUCGCUCCUUUGCAUCUCUCCUGUGGCUGACAUACAGACGGGGUUUCCCUUCACUGGCAGGCAGCUCCCUGACCACCGACAGCGGCUGGGGCUGUGUUCUACGCACGGGGCAGAUGCUGCUGGCGCAAGGCUUGCUCCUGCACCUGAGGCCACCAGGUUGGACUUGGUCUGUGAGCCACCAUGCAGUUAAAGAUGACAUGGACCUUCUGGUGACUCGUACCACAGACAGUGCAGAGCGUGGAAUGAAUUUAAAGGAAGGGCCCAGCAAGAGGGGUCGCAAACUGAGCUUGGAUUCCUGCCUGAACAGAACCAUGGAGGCUUCACACAGGAGGGUGGUAUCGUGGUUUGCAGACCAUCCCACAGCCCCGUUUGGGAUACACAAGCUGGUGGAGUUGGGCAAAAGCUCAGGGAAGAAAGCCGGGGACUGGUAUGGACCUUCUAUUGUGGCACAUAUCCUCCGGAAAGCUGUGGCAGCAUCGGCGGACCUUCCUAAUCUAGUCGUGUAUGUUGCACAAGAUUGCACCAUCUACUUGGAGGAUGUGAGGAGUUUGUGUGAGCGGCCUCCCCCUCAGUCCUGGAAGUCUGUCAUCAUCCUGGUUCCUGUGCGACUUGGAGGACAAGAUCUCAAUCCGUCCUACAUCACUUGUGUCAAAAAACUCUUGACAUUACAAUGCUGCAUUGGAAUCAUUGGGGGCAAACCGAAGCACUCUUUGUUCUUCAUCGGCUUCCAGGAUGACCAUCUGCUGUACUUGGACCCUCACUACUGUCAGCCCACAGUGGAUAUAACAAAAGAGAGCUUUCCCUUGGAGUCCUUUCACUGUAAAUAUCCCAGGAAAAUGUCUUUCUCUCGCAUGGACCCCAGCUGUACCAUAGGGUUCUAUGCUAAAGGCCAGAAGGACUUUGAAUCACUGUGCACUGUUGUUUAUGAGGCGCUCUCCACAUCUGCAGGGGCGUACCCCAUGUUUAUAUUUGCAGAAGGAAAAAGUCAGGAAGAGGAGAGAAGUAAAACGCCCACAAACAAUAUCACCUACAUCCAGAGGAAGAGUGAGCGGAAGAGAGUCGACACCAGCAACAGCCUGGACGAGUUUGUUCUAUUAUGAACAGAAGAAGAUCAAAUCUGCCCUGAGGGGCGAACCGAUGGUGAUCAAUGAUCACACUAUAUGAGACUGUGUGACACUGUGUGGCAACUACUGAGCGUAAGAACGAAAUGUCCUUAAUAACCUGAAGGGACUUCCUUUAAAGGUUUUGUAAAAUGAAGUGGCCAGGUAUCAUUAAUGACACUACAAUAUUUUUUAUUGCUGUUCUGUGCUCAUUUGAAUUUUUAUUUAUUGUUUUAAGAUGAGAAAAUUUCAUUUAAUAUUCAACUGAAGAACUUAAAAGGAUGUUUUUCUUCUAUCUCAAUUUGUGUUUAUCCAUGAAGCUGUGUUCUUUUUACUUUAAUAUAUUCAAUAGAAUGAAAGUAUAAUAAUAGAAAUAAUACAUUUCAUCCAGGGACAAACUUGAGGUAGGGUUUUACUGAGAUAUACAGUGUCACUGUUUCAUGUCAUGUGACAGGCAGUGCUGCCUUUGAAUGGAUUAGAAAAUUGGAUUCCUUUAAACAUGUGACUCAGAAAUUAGAAACAAUAAAAGAACACAACUUUACUUUAGGAGUCAAACAUUGUGGGGAAAAAAAACUGUAUUUACUGAAAAUAUUCUUACAAGCUGGAUUAUAUUUGCUGUCUUUUAUCCAAAUAAACAAUUUAAGAACAAA